Paramecium primaurelia is the source of this 648-nucleotide messenger RNA. The record is from the annotation of a GenBank genome assembly. Lineage: Eukaryota; Ciliophora; Oligohymenophorea; Peniculida; Parameciidae.
AUGAAUUAGUAACAAUAUAAUGAAAUGUUUACAGCAUUCUAAACAAAUAAGAUUUUAGUAGAACAAUUCGAUAUAUACCUUAAGUAAAAAGUAUUAUUAUUGAUUUUUAUGAAGUGUGGUCAUUUUUAUGAUGAACAUUUGUUUUAAUAAUUGAUUGAAUUAUCUUUAAAUAAUGGAGUAAUAGAUUUAGAGUGUUUUAUUAAUUAAUACAAUGAAACAGUUGAUACUUUAUAAUAUCGUUCAGAAAUAUUAAAUAAUAAGAUCAAAGAAUUAAAAGUGUUAAAUCAAUAAUUGAGUGAUUAAUUAAAUUCAAAUGCACUUUAAUAGAACUCUUUAACAAUAUAAAUUAUGGAUUGUCAAAACAUUGAAAUAAGAGAUCCAAGUGUUUAUUUAUAAAUAUGUUGUGGAGCCAAAACACACAAAACUAGAACAAUUAAAGGAGUGAGUCCAUAAAUUUAAGAGUAAUUUGAAUUUCCAAUAGACUCUGGUUGUUAAGAUAUCAUAAUAACACUUUUUGAUAGUGUAAGAUAUUGAAUUAAUUUUAGAUGAAUGAAAAUAUGAUUGGUUAUACAUAAUUUUUGAUUUCUGAAUUGAGAGAAUAAAAAUUAAAAGAUAUUAGUGUUAAUUUAUAAAGAUAGGAUAAUAUGA